Molecule: messenger RNA, 1071 nt
Organism: Sorex araneus (European shrew)
Lineage: Eukaryota; Metazoa; Chordata; Mammalia; Eulipotyphla; Soricidae
Gene: CCR4
Product: C-C motif chemokine receptor 4
Exons: 1
Coding region: 1-1071 (356 amino acids)
Biological process (GO): G protein-coupled receptor signaling pathway; immune response; inflammatory response
Cellular component (GO): membrane
Molecular function (GO): C-C chemokine receptor activity
Source: RefSeq, a predicted model, not a curated record
AUGAACCCCACCGAGCGAGCAGAAACCACCGUAGACUAUAACGCCUAUUAUGCCUAUGAGGGGAUCCCCAAACCUUGCACCAAAGAAGGCAUCAGGGCAUUCGGGGGUCUCUUCCUGCCUCCCCUCUACUCCCUGGUCUUCCUGUUCGGUCUGCUGGGAAAUGCGACCGUGGUGCUGGUCCUCCUGAAGUACAAGCGGCUCAAGUCCAUGACGGACGUGUACCUUCUCAACCUGGCCGUGUCCGACCUGCUCUUUGUCUUCUCCCUCCCUUUCUGGGGCUACUACGCGGCCGACCAGUGGGUGUUCGGGCUGGGGCUCUGCAAGAUCAUUUCCUGGGUAUACUUGUUGGGCUUUUUUGGCGGCAUCUUCUUCAUCGUGCUCAUGAGCAUCGACCGCUACCUGGCCAUCGUGCACGCCGUGUUCUCCUUGAGAGCGAGGACCGUGACCUAUGGGAUGGUCACGAGUGUGGCCACGUGGUCAGUGGCUAUCGUGGCCUCCCUCCCGAACCUUUUAUUCAGCACUUCUUACGCCGAGGGCAAUCACACUUUCUGCAGAAUCAAGUUCGCGGCCCAGGCCGCGGGGUGGAAGGUGCUGAGCUCCCUGGAGAUCAAUGUCCUGGGGCUGGUGGUGCCCAUGGCGGUCAUGCUGGUCUGCUACUCCAAGAUCAUCAGGACCCUGCAGCAGUGCAAGAACGAGAAGAAGAACAAGGCGAUCAAGAUGAUCCUGGCUGUGGUGGUCCUCUUCCUGGGCUUCUGGACCCCCUACAACGUGGUGCUGUUCCUGGAGAGCCUCGUGGAGCUCGAGGUCCUCCAGGACUGUGCCUUGGAGAAACACCUGGACUACGCCCUCCAGGCCACGGAGACGCUGGCCUUCGUGCACUGCUGCCUGAACCCCGUCAUCUACUUCUUCCUGGGGGAGAAAUUCCGCACGUACAUCAUAAAGUUCUUCAAGAGCUGUAGGGGCCCCCUGGGGCUCCGCCAGGUCUGUCGGCUCCCCCAGGCGUAUUCUGACAACAACAGCUUCUCCAACACGCAGUCCACUGUGGAUCAUGACCGUUAUGAUGCCCUGUAA